UUAUCCUUUCUUUCAGUUCAGCAGUUCGAAUCAAGCGUGCGAGACCGGACUCUAUUCAUUAACGUCCGCUCGAGUGGAAAAUUCAAAUAAAAUAUAUUUGCAUACUUCGGUUGAGUGGGUUGGGUGGUCUCCAUUGUUUUGCUCGGACAGGACAUUCUCUCCCAAGGGGUGCGGAAUCCUUUUCUUUCAUCAAAGGGCCGUCUUUUCAUUGAGCAAAUAUUCUCAUUGUGCGGAAGACAGGUGGACGCCGUCUCAAGUGAGAGAUAAUUGCUUUGUUUGACUUACUCCCUAAGAAUUGGUACAAUGGGACCGAAGAAAGCGGCGGAACGUCAACCGGUGGAGCGGGUCCAUCCGAGCAUGGAGCCCGUCGUUCGGGAUGGAAAAAUUCGCGAACAGAUCGAGUUGGAGAGCAAGGUGCGCCAAGAGUAUCAGAAGAAGUGGGGCUUUAUCAACCAGCCUAAGAUGACCGAAUAUUUCGAUUUGAAGAAGAACAACCAACGGCUGAAGGAACUGCAUCAGCAGCGCAGCGAGAAGAUCAACAUGCACGAAUACGACGGCCAUGGAGAGUCGUUUUUCGUAUCGCGCCAGAUGUUUAAAACUCUUUUGGAUACGUGCCGGUGUGGCCGGAAGAAGGUGACCAACUCGCACGCGCUAAAGUGUCUGCAGAAGUCGAAAAGUACGUACGAAAAGACGGACGACGAGGAGGAAGACGAGGAAGGGGAAGCUAAGAAGGUUGAGACUGUAGACACGGCCAGCGAUAAGAGCACCAAUUACAUCCCGAAGGUUCCUCCGGUGAGUUCGGGAAUGUACGGUUGGCCCCAGAAUCGCUUCGUCGAAAUGGAGAAAACGACGUACUACAUUUCGCCGCGGUACACCAUGCCCGGACAUCCGAUCGUCGAUUCCCAACCGUACAGCGCCAUCAUUCUGGGUUAGAGGGACGUUCUCACAC
Molecule: messenger RNA, 949 nt
Organism: Culex pipiens pallens (northern house mosquito)
Lineage: Eukaryota; Metazoa; Arthropoda; Insecta; Diptera; Culicidae
Exons: 4
Coding region: 304-933 (209 amino acids)
Source: RefSeq, a predicted model, not a curated record